Messenger RNA from Daphnia carinata, 1238 nucleotides. RefSeq lists its product as uncharacterized. Gene Ontology annotation, molecular function: protein heterodimerization activity; transcription coactivator activity. Gene Ontology annotation, cellular component: SAGA complex. Bases 51 to 1124 code for a protein of 357 amino acids. The record is from RefSeq and is a predicted model, not a curated record. The transcript has 6 exons. NCBI's taxonomy places the organism in Eukaryota, Metazoa, Arthropoda, Branchiopoda, Diplostraca, Daphniidae.
UGUUAUUUGGACUGUUUCUUUACGGCGAAGGGCGAACCCGAGAUUGUGAAAUGGAGGGAAAACAUUGGGGAGGAUUUCUGGACGAAACAAGCAAUUUUACCAGCCCUUACCUAUUGAGCUUCGAUGAAAUCGAAAAACUUAGUAAAGCAUUUGUGCCUUGUUCAUCAAAUAAACCCUUCAAGGCUGAAAGUGUCAUGACAACACAGAUGAUGCCCAUAUCAUACUUUGAAACAGAUCCCAUCACAUUACACAACAUUCAGUUAGUCCAAUACUCCAAGCAGAUGCAAGAAAUUCUUCAACAGAUACAAAAAUCUUACAAAAAAUUCAAUGUAGAACAUAUUCCAAUUGUUCCUAUAAAACCUGCAAAGGAGCACAUUCAGCAGCACCCAUCCAUGAAACUGACAAGACGAGGGGUACAACAAAUAUUGUACAGGUCAAUGUACCAGGUUUGUGCCCAUGAAGGAUUUGAUAGCACUACAGAAUCUGUACUGUCAGUCCUUGCUGGUGUAACAGAAGAAAUGCUUGUAAAGUUUUGUAAUCUAUUAAAACUAAACACUGAGCGUGAGAUAUUAGGCCAAUCCACAGGAUUUGUGGACGCGAUGGAAAGAACCUUACAUGAUGUGGGCAUGAAUGGCGUUAAAGACCUUCAUCAUUUCUAUACGAAUCGAGUGCUACGUUAUAACGACCGCCUCAGACAGCAAAGCCACAAUCUCCAUCGUAUGUGCGUUAAAGCUGCUGUUCAGUUUGAUCAUAGCAAGGUGGGUCCCCGUACGCCCUGGGAAGAAUCAGAAUGGGCAGAAUUAACAGAGUGGAGCGGGAAUGAAGCUGUGGACAAUGAUAGCUCUUUCAAUAGAGACAUGGGGAUAAAGUCUCAGUCAAGCUCAAGGAGCAACCACGAAGCAAUAAACCAGUUACAUUUGGAAGACAACACAGCCAUUUCUGCCCCUGGGCUUGAAUCUGGCUUAAGGAUGUUAUAUACGCUAGAACAGCAGGAAGCCAUUGGAGCAUCUGAUGCUCGAUACCUAAAUAAGGAAGACCAAACAUCACCUACCUUUUUUGUGGGCCCUGAAUCUACCUCUCCUGGCGCGAAGCAAAAUGGUAGCAAAAAACAGAAAAAACUUUAAUGCAAGCCUUUUGUCCGAUAGCGGAUUAUUUAGGCCGCCACCUCAUAAAUCUUUGCAAAGUCUUUGCAAAUAAAUGGCAUUUUCUAAGGAAAUUGACGCAAAAUUUUAAGGUUC